This is a messenger RNA of Nannizzia gypsea CBS 118893, 1722 nucleotides long. RefSeq lists its product as hypothetical. The record is from RefSeq and is a predicted model, not a curated record. The transcript is spliced from 8 exons. Gene Ontology annotation, cellular component: membrane. Gene Ontology annotation, molecular function: transmembrane transporter activity. Lineage: Eukaryota; Fungi; Ascomycota; Eurotiomycetes; Onygenales; Arthrodermataceae. Bases 1 to 1722 code for a protein of 573 amino acids. Gene Ontology annotation, biological process: transmembrane transport.
AUGCCGUUUGUGAACCCUUUCGCGAAGGAGCAAAAGUCCUUCCCUGGGGUCCUAAUACCACUGUCCGGUGGUUCGCCAACAAGUAAAAUCCCAGCAAAAAAGAAAUCUGUAGGCGGCACUUUUGAUGAAGAGGGUGCUGCCAGCCCUCCACCGGAAUAUGAGACCGAAUUAACCCUUGAAGCUCUGAGAGCUGAAGUUGAGGCUGCUGUUGUAUCCACCGGUCAGGAUACCGCAUACGACAGAAAGUCCAUGGUCAUUAACAGAGCAGUUCAAGAUAUUGGAAUGGGCCGCUACCAAUGGCAACUGUUUGUCUUGUGUGGAUUUGGCUGGUUCGCAGACAAUCUAUGGCUUCAAGGUGUUGCUCUCACACUACCGAAACUAUCUCUUGAAUUCGGCGUUAGCGACUCCCAUGUUCGAUUCACUACCUGUGCUUUGUUUAUCGGCCUUUGCCUAGGAUCCGUCUUCUGGGGAACUGCUUCCGACAUCAUCGGUCGUCGUCUUGCUUUCAAUAUGACUCUAUUCCUAUGCGGUGUUUUCGGAAUAGCAGUCGGUGGUAGCCCAACGUGGAUCGGUGUUUGUGCUAUGUUUGCCUGUCUCGGCCUAGGCGUUGGUGGAAACCUACCUGUUGAUGGCGCAUUGUUCCUCGAGUUUCUUCCCUUUGCAUCUGGAAACCUCCUGACAAUGCUUAGUGUAUGGUGGCCUGUGGGUCAACUGGUUGCUAGUCUUAUCGCAUGGGGUCUUGUACCAAAGUAUACUUGUGCUGAGGGUCUACCUUCAUGCCAUCUUGCUCCUGCUCCAUGCUGUGCUAAGGAAGACAACAUGGGAUGGCGAUACUUCACCUAUAUCCUUGGAGUUCUCACAUUCCUCAUGUUCUUGUCUCGUUUCUUCCUAUUCCACCUCUAUGAGUCUCCCAAGUUCCUCCUUUCUCGUGGACGUCAGGAAGACGCCGUCGCCGCCGUACACGGCAUUGCACAUAAGAAUGGAGCAAAAACUUGGCUUACCGUUGACAUUCUCAACGAGAUUGGAGGACACCCCGAUGAAGUACAAAGCCAAAAGCUGAGCACUACUGAGAUUAUCAAGAGACAAUUAAACAAGUUCUCUGGAGAGCGUAUCGCACCACUCUUCGCAACCAAGAGACUUGGAUUGACCACUGUCCUUCUUUGGUUCUGCUGGGCAACCAUCGGAAUGGGUUAUCCUCUUUUCAACGCUUUCUUGCCACAGUACCUUUCUCAGGGCGGUGGUGACAAGUACCCACCCCCAACCACCUAUACCGUUUACCGUGACUAUGCCAUUACUUCUAUUGUCGGUGUUCCUGGAUCUCUGAUUGCCUGCUACACAGUCGACAUUCCUUAUAUUGGACGUAAGGGUACCAUGGCCAUUUCCACCCUGAUCACUGGAAUUAUUCUUUUCUGCUUCACUAUUUCGCCGGAUCCAAAAAUCCGCCUGGCUUGCACCUGUCUCGAGGCCUUCUUCCAAAAUAUCAUGUACGGUGUUCUAUACGCCUACACCCCCGAGGUUUUCCCAGCACCCAACCGUGGUACUGGAACUGGUAUUGCCAGCUGCCUCAACCGUAUUUGCGGCCUGCUAGCACCUAUUGUUGCCAUCUACGGCGGUGACACAAACCCUAAGGCACCUGUGUAUGCCUCCGGUGGCCUAAUGUUGGCUGCAUUUGCUGCCAUGGUACUGCUUCCAAUCGAGACCAGAGGCAAGGCAUCCCUCUAA